AUGCCUGAGAAGCGCAAGCUCUCUAACGAUGCUGACGAAAAAUAUCACCCUAAUGCGCAGCAAACGGAAGACUUUGGGAUUGUCUUGCGCGAUUUUUAUCCACCUGAAAUGAGCAAUGCGCGAUGUGAAGCUUACACCAACGGAGCCAUUGAACGCCCAAUUGAAGUAUGGCAACGGGCAUACACAGAGACAGCUCAACAGCGGAACACCGUUUCCGCUAAUGCCGCUGUCGUGCACUGGUUCAAGACCGACCUGCGCCUCCACGACAAUCGCGCACUGCAGAUGGCAUACCAUGUUGCGCGCGAACACAAAAUCCCGCUAAUCACGAUGUACAUUCUGUCACCAGAAGACCUAACAGCACACCUAGCCAGCCCCGCCCGCGUAGAUCUAACCCUGCGCACACUGGGACAAUUAAAGCGCGAUCUCGCAGAGCUGGACGUGCCGUUGUACAUGGAGACGGUCCCGCGACGGAGCGACGUCCCCGGCCGGCUCGUCGAUCUAUGUCACGAAUGGGGCGCGAACCAUCUCUUCGCCAACUUAGAAUACGAAGUCGACGAGCUCCGCCGCGACGCAGGUCUGAUUCGCCGGGCCGCAGAACAUGGAAUUAAAUUCGAGACUGCCCAUGACACCUGCGUUGUCCCACCGGGUCUGCUUUCCUCCCAACAGGGCAAGCAAUAUGCGGUUUACACCCCUUGGUUCCGCUCCUGGCUCACCUUUCUAGACCAGAACCCGGAGUAUUUAGAGAUAUCUGCGGAUCCGGGGUCAAAUCCGGGCGAUGCGAGACGCUAUUUCGCCACUCUGUUUGAGAGCGAAAUUCCCUCGCCGCCGGCGAAUAAGCAGCUAGAUGAAGAGAAAGCCGCUCGUCUGCGCGAGACUUACCCUGCUGGUGAACAUGAGGCAUUUCGCCGCCUUGAAACGUUCCUAGAUGAGAAAGCCAAGGCGUACGACGACGAGAGGAAUUUCCUAACUGGGGAAACCACCUCUGUGCUCAGCCCAUACUUCGCAUCUGGGGCCCUCAGCGCGCGGACAGCUGUCGUCAAAGCUCGCGAAGCAAAUAAUGGCAAGAUAUCCCGAGGCGAGCCCGGCUACAUCUCGUGGGUCAGCGAGGUCGCCUGGCGAGACUUUUACAAGCACGUUCUAGUCCACUGGCCAUUCAUCUGCAUGAAUAAAUCAUUCAAGCCCCAAUUCACGAACCUCCACUGGUCCUACAACAUAGACCACUUCAACGCCUGGACCACCGGCCACACAGGGUACCCCCUCAUCGACGCCGCCAUGCGCCAACUCUCCCAAACAGCCUGGAUGCACAACCGCGCGCGUAUGGCCGUGUCCUCCUUCCUCUCCAAGGACCUACUAAUCGACUGGCGACGCGGAGAGCGCCACUUCAUGGAGAACCUGAUCGACGGCGACUUUGCGUCCAACCAUGGCGGGUGGGGGUUUGGGUCCAGCACGGGCGUCGACCCGCAGCCUUAUUUCCGCAUCUUUAACCCUACCACCCAGAGCAGGAGAUUUGAUCCGGAGGGCGAGUGUAUUCGACGCUGGGUGCCGGAGUUGCGGGAUGUCGAGGGGGAUGCGAUCCAUGCGCCGUUCGAGAAGGGUGGGGAUAGUGAGGCGGCGAGAGUUGCAAGCAGGAAUGGGUAUCCGAGGCCGAUUGUUGACCAUAAGGAGGCGAGGGAGAGGGCGUUGAGGAGGUAUAAGGAUGCUACGCAGGCUUAG
Messenger RNA from Aspergillus versicolor CBS 583.65, 1713 nucleotides. Its product is annotated as deoxyribodipyrimidine photo-lyase PHR1. The record is from RefSeq and is a predicted model, not a curated record. Gene Ontology annotation, cellular component: nucleus; cytoplasm. Gene Ontology annotation, molecular function: FAD binding; DNA binding. The coding region runs from base 1 to 1713 and encodes 570 amino acids. The transcript has 2 exons. Gene Ontology annotation, biological process: circadian regulation of gene expression; entrainment of circadian clock by photoperiod. Lineage: Eukaryota; Fungi; Ascomycota; Eurotiomycetes; Eurotiales; Aspergillaceae.